AGCGCUUUUCUUUAUACAUCGUUUUUCGCAUUUUUCUCCGACAUGUCUGGCACAAGCAGACUACCUCCUCCUGUCGAGGAGAAGCUCCGCGAUAUGGAAUCGCAUUUCAAAGACAGCACCAUGCAGCAACUCGACGCACAUCUGAAGCAAGGCGUGGAGAACUUCCUAAAAACCGGAACAGCUCUGUUUGCGGACAAUUCUGGGGUCCGAAAGGACCUCGUCGACAUUACGUCAAGCAGCUGCCUCGAUCUGAACGAUUUCCCGAAGAUGCUCUUCCACGACGAAGAUACCCCUUGCAACAGCAUCUUCAGCCUGGCACGCGUGUACAGAUUAGCUACGAGUAGACUCCUGAUGCUUGCGUAAUGUUUAGUGCGUAGCUUGUUGGCUUGUUUGUUACCCGGUCUCACAUUUUAGCUAAAGCCUGAAGUCGGACUCGGACAGAGUCUACAAAACUUGCCGCCCAUUGGCGAACGAAGCCUCCAUCUUCUCUUUUCUCCAACAGGCUUACGCAUGACAAUAUGCGUUCGGUGAUGGUCGUGAACGGCCGCGUCGCAAAUGCGGGGUUCGUUAGGGCCGCCAUUGUGUUGGCACUGUGUGGCCGGCAGACUUUCAAGCGGUAUCAUACUGUCGCAGAAAAAAACUGCGACGAGGAGCAAGUGAGGAGCGUGGUUUGGAAUGGCCGCAUGGGUCUAGCUAACGCGGACCUCAUCCGCCACACGCCAGUGGAGUUUUACUCCAUGUGGGCGGAUGCAGAAAAAGGAGCACAAACGCCGAAAGGACAGAGAGCGACACAGGCGCAGGCAUUUACAAAACCUUAGUUGUGACUUACAGUUUUAUCUUUUUCGGAUUUAUUAGGCGUGCUAGGAUCAUUAUCCGCAGAGUAAGCAGAUCUUUUUUGCAGCGUGUUCCGCCUCUGCUUUCGAUAGUCUAUCUUUCUCAUACUUUUGCUUUUAGAGGCCCCGGUGGGUAUAGUAAAAAUAAAACUCACUUCCAACUCGUCCUUCCAGGUCUUGAAAUUUGCAAUGGAGGUGCGCAGGUUCCAGUUUUCGAAGUAUUGUCACCCCACUUCACAGAGGACAAGCGAGUGGGCUGCAGGAGCGCGGAUGCUGGCGGUAAAAGGCUUCAAAGAGACGCUUUUCGUGACCUUCAAUUAAGGCGCAGCUUCAAAAAAAAUAGUUAGUAGGUCUUUAUAUUAAUAUAAGUAUGCCCAUCAUCAACUCGAAAAUGAGCCACAGUCUGCCGCUAUGCCUAUAGCUCCUUGUUUAUAAGUAUGAAGCAAAAGGCAGAACUUGAGCUGUGGCCUCUUUUCUGGCCCGCCUCUAAGACAGCAGAUUCGGCUUGGUCGGAUCGCCUUUCGCAGAUUGCCGAAAAUUAGCGGAGGUCUUUUCUUAAGGUGAUUUUUAUAUUAAUAUAAUAAAUACUUAUCGCUCAACUUUUUCACCAUCGACAUUCAUCUCGCCCUUAUCUUUUUCCAAGUAGAAUCUGAGGCAGGAGAGACGUUCGCUGGCUCUGAAAGGUGUUGCGCUCACUCUAACUCUUAACCAUGACACAGCUGGCGAAGGUUGACCAAGUCCCCGACUUUUUCGAGUGGGUUUGCAAUUCCGGCAUGGACUUGUCGCAGGUAGUAUGGCCUUAUCGACUAGACUCUCCCCAUGACUUCCGCUUUUAGCGUUUCGUAGAGUCAAUUUCUACUUGCUGGCACGAAUAAUCAAUGAAUGAAUCUGGAGUAAACAGUAAUGCGCGUCGCGUGUGUCGGUGCAGCUCGAGUCGCCACCGCACCUAUGUGCCGCUAUUUAUAUACUUAUCGUAUUAUCGGUAGAAACCAAACUUGUUGAGCUGCGGCAGGAGCAGUGAUCGAUGUCAGUGUCGCACUUCCCUUUCUUUUCAGAUCAAGCGAGGCGGGCUACAGUUGAAGGAUUGGGCCGUGUAUUUUUAUGGGUCGACUGUAGUUCUCAGAGUGAUCAUGGGCCGCUUGCCACUACGUGCCACUAGCUCUGGCAAGCGGCAUAGCGUUUAUUCAUGCCAUGGGUAAUCUAUCGAAAGUAAUUGGCCACUUUCUCUAAUUUCUCUUGCGACGGGGGGAGCACACCGAUGAGAUUCGACGAGCGUGGACAGCAGAAGAGCCUGACGCGGCUCAGGCGACCCUCUCUCUGGAUUCGUUGGCGCUUGGGAAAGCUAUCAAGCAGUCGGACACCACGUCUGGCACAGUGGAACGAGCCGCCUCGUUGCUGCAGCAAUUUGAAAAGGGUGACCAGCUUCCUCGCUUGUGCUCCCACAUGCAAAGUUAAGGCAUGCGCUAGAAGGUGUGCUAAGCAUGGCUACAGCAGACUCAGUGGCUGCUGGCUUUGAUUUAGGUUGACUGUUCUAGAUCUAGUGUAGGCGUCGCCCAUCCUAGACGCGCAGGCAGUUGGUCAUAAGUAAAAGCAUCGUGAUUCUUUGUUCAUUUAUAAUAUGGGCACUCUCUCGCCUUUUCGUGCAGGCUCUAAAAGAAAACCAAGGAGACGCAGAGUCUCGUAUUCCAGGUGUUCCGGGAGAACAUACAGAAGUGGGCGGAUAUGAAGGUGCAAAAGAGGCAGGAGGAGCAGGCGCGCAAGGAUGAGCAAGAGCGAAUCGCGAAAGAAGAAGAAGCGCUUCGACAGGAACGGGACGAAAAAAAUGCGCUUCAAAAGGAGGAGGUGGAGGCACUCAAAAAAGCGCAAGCGCAGCAGGAGGCUGAUUCAGUAGCCGCUGAAAAGGCAAGGGUCGAGGCAGAAGAAGCAGCGAAGAAGAAGCGGGACGAGUGGUUGGAGAGGGACCCACUGGGCAAGCGCGCAGAGGAGCUGUGUGACGAGCGCGUCACCUUCGUCGUCAUUCCGACGGACUAUGCGAUUGAGGACAUCGAAGGCGCCCUCCGUGACCACGAUGUGCGGGCAUCUCGCUCAUUCGGUAUCAUCGACGCGAACAUGAUGAGCCUGAAGUCGUACUAUUCUACUAAAUAACUUAGACUAUAUUACUCUGGGUAGCUUAGCGGUAGGAUGCAUGCUGCCCUUAAUCAUAAGCAGCUUCGUAGGUAACUAAGGCUAGUGUGACCUACCAACUGCUUCUGAGAUGGUGUUGAUGAGCUUGGAUUUGAUUCGCCACUGCUUCGGCGCGGGUAGAUAUGUGGCCGCUUCUAAAGACAAUGAUGAUAGUGCCCCUUUGCAACACUGGACUGCCUUGGCAGCCAGUUGAAAAGCAAAAACUUCAAGGGCUUCGCUCUGAUCAUGAUGAUGAAGGCCCUUUCCGUGUGUCGCCAGCGAGCGUCAGUUUUUGACGCUUGGCAUCACGAUGAGAAAACACGACAGUUAGGCCUCUGAUAAAUUGGGAAGCAGUCUCAUAUCCUUCAGCGAGUGCUUAGUUACGUUGCUUUCACAUAUCACUCAGCUUUGUUCCCGUUCUGCUUGGCGGCAAGACAGUGCAUGACAGGAAAGGCCCCUGACGUGCGUACGUAGGUAGUGCAGUGCCUGUAAGUAAGUGUCUGGGCGUGGCGACCUGCUGUUCCCAUGAUGGUGUAGAGUCCUUCUUGCGCCGUUGCGCGUCGGCAUCUUGUCCUCGUGAUGCUUGGCGUGGCGUAGACGUGGAGGAUGGCGCCUAUUGAGUGACGCCGACCACACUAGGCUUCAUCUAUUACUGCAUUCGGCUUUCUCGUCGUGCAUGCCGAUAGAUGCUAGCACUUCUAGCGCGCAGCGGCCAUUUUUAUCAGGAUCCGCGCGCUGUUUUUCUUAUAUUAUUAGAGUAUCGGCAUGUCACCCGGGAGUGCGUGUCGAAGUAGAAGUAGCCUCCACUCCCUCGGGCUAUUUUAUCUAACAGUGCAAUGCUAGAGUAGACCUUGCUUCACAUCUUGCUUAAAUCAUCAGUGCGCAUCUAUCUUUUACGCAUAUCAAGGUCAACACCGGUGCAACCUGGGGCGCCGAUUUUGGACGCGGAAGCAGAGAAGUUUUUCCUCGCGGCAGCAAAGUACUCUGAAGCCUUUCAGGGCAGCCUAAUCAUGCCGGGACAUUCAGUGAAGUACCAGGCGAAUUAUGGCCGCGCUUACUUUACGCUUUCCAUCACCUCCCCUUCCCGCGUACUUAAUGUGGCCUCCUGCCUCCGGUGGGUGGUCGGGUCGGGGUCCAGUUGGUGAUGGAAAGCGGGCGCCUAUAAGUCGUGCGCAACCAAGCGUCCAAGGGCUUCUUCAAUAUUGCUGUCAAAUACACAGUUCAGCCGGACAAUGCUGGACGUGAGUAUGACGCCGGAGAUGCGCCACGAUAUCAACCCGCGCACCUUCGUAUUCGACCACCGAAAAGGCCGAAGAGACCCUCAAAAAAAGCUAAAUCUGAGGAGCAGGGCGCAGAGGCAGACGCAGAAGACCCAGAUGCAGGAGAAGCGGAUGAUGGGCAGCAGGAUGAGGACGGGGGGAGUGAUGUUGAAUUCGCUGAAUCGAUUUCCAAGAGGGUGCUCAAGUUAAGACUACGCUGUCUGUCAGGUAUCUAUUUGCUCGCAAGCCGAGAGGGGUAAGUUACUAGUAGUCUUAUCUUAUGAGUAAUUCUAUGCGUCAGGGUAUUGCGUCAGGGCAUUGCACUUGAGUGGUAAUAUGAACUCGAGGAAGAACUUAUAAGUAACGCGCUGCUGCUGUAAGAGUAGUCUGAGUCUUACUUGCGGAGGAACUUAUCACGAGUUGCAAGAGAAGAGUAUGCUAUUAUUUAUAAAAGUGCGCAAGUAUGUAUGAUCUAUGUCAGUAAGAUUUAUUUUGAUUCGAGUAAGAGCUUAUAAGAAUAGGAGUGUUGUAGUACUUGUAGAGGAGUACAAUUAUAAUACUAACGAAGUCGGGCGCUGUCGUGAUCUUUUGCUUUGCUUUGCUCUCUAAUCAACGACGUAAACAAGCAUCUCCGAGGUGGUUUGUUGCCGGUGCCGAUCGCGAGCUGCAAAGAGCCAGGACACCUGGAGAUCCCACCGCUGGAGGUCCUUGUCUCUUACAAUUAUCCGCACGCGAAAGCAGCACUUGCUGAGGAGGAGACGGCCACCCGAACGCGCUAUAUCGACCCGGAACAUUUGGUGCCACAACCGCAAGGCGGGGCCAUUGAUGAACAAGAGGAUGAACAAGAGGAGGCGCAGGAAGAGUCACAACCCGACAAGGGCAAGGGGAAAGGGAAGGCGAAAACUAAAAAAAAGAUUAUGGAAAGAGUUUGCUCGAGCUUGAGACUGAACAUUCGUUGUUUAUACGUAGACGAAAGCGAGCGCUGUCUACUAGUUGAUCGUAGUGAAUGUUUAAAAAGAGUUCUCGUCUUGCGGCAGGAUUGCUCCAUCACUCCAGCUUCUUUCUAAUGAUAGACAGGGCCCGAGAUUUCAGCCGCCGAAGGGAUCGCCAUUUCUAGGCCACCCGAACUUGGAAUUUUAUGGGCAGCAGCUCUCGGCCAUCUUGGAAGCCUAUGGUGUCGCUUUGGAUGUCGUCCUUUUUCGAGCUUGCCCAGCGGCCUGCGCUGCCUUUGCGAGUAGGCACCGAAAGACGAAGAUCAUAGGCGCUCCUUUGUUUUAG
Amoebophrya sp. A25 is the source of this 5533-nucleotide messenger RNA. The record is from the annotation of a GenBank genome assembly. Lineage: Eukaryota; Dinophyceae; Syndiniales; Amoebophryaceae.